Messenger RNA from Rhopilema esculentum, 7706 nucleotides. NCBI's taxonomy places the organism in Eukaryota, Metazoa, Cnidaria, Scyphozoa, Rhizostomeae, Rhizostomatidae. The record is from RefSeq and is a predicted model, not a curated record.
GUAUAAAAAUAUUGUUUGUCUAUCACAUGGAUAUCUAACCUUAAAACCUAUCUUUAUGAAAUAUUUGCUUGUGCAUUGGCAGUUUUUAGAUAAUUGGUCCCCAUAACAUCCUAUAAGAUAUUUUUUGAUAAUCUUAAUCCUUAGAAUGUAAUGUUACAUGUUAUGAAGUUGUCUAAAUACAAAUUGACAAAAAGAGAAAACAUUGGUACGCUUAGACACUCUUAAAUCCGCCACUAUUAAAGAAUAUAAUGAAAAAGCGAUAAGAAAAAGUAAUCUUAAUUUCAUGGCUUUGGCCAGUUAACAAGACCUAUGGAAGACAAACUUUUGCAGACACCCAGAAAAAAUAGGCCUAUUAUUAUUACAGAGUAUAAUAAUGGAUGAUUUAUUUGAAAAUUUCCUAUAAUUGUUGGAGCAAAUGAGGAUGCAUUGCCCAUCUGUAGCUGACAAUUUAUCAGCAAAUCUUUCUAUACAGGAUACCUUGGCUACUGUUUUUCUGUGACUGGGUGCUUGGCUGCAAAGCUGAAGGCAGGGCUGUAAACCUAUCAUGUCGAUUAGAGAGUGUGCAGUGGUUCAUAAAAAUGCCAAGCAACUUAUGAUAUAUGUGUUUUGGACAAAGAGGGACAAACCUCUUAAAAGCAAUUUUACAAGAUUUUUGAACACAAGACUUAAUUUUUGAACACAGAUUCAAAUUAAGAGCAAAAAUUUUAAUCUACUUGGAAGUUUCCAUCAUGUUUUUGCUCACGAUAUUGAUUUUAUGACAGCAUAAAGAUAAAAAAAUAUUUAGGGAUUUGACCGUGACUGAAAACUAAGGGAGUAAAGUUUCACCUGGAACAAUUUUUGCAGUCAAAUUCCAUUACGUUUUUCUAAACUUUAUUUCUCUGUACAAUGUGAAAAAUUGCAUAUGGCAGAAAAGUAUGGUGAUAAAACCAAAUCUGAGCUCAAAAAGUUGUACAAUGAAGUUUUGAGUAAUUUCCAAAAUGAUUAAACUUUCAACCAGGUAACAAAAGAGUGGGUUGUGAAAGUGCAGCUGUCUCAAGUUUUACACAAUGUAACAGUUGCUUUGCAGUACACAAAAAAAACUUGAAGGUUGCAUUUUUGAAUGCCAAUUUAACCCGUGAGAUGGAAUCAUAAAAAGGGUAAAGGCAUCUGAUAGGAUCAUGUCGCCCUGAUUGAGUAUACCUGGAUACAAAUUAAAAUAUUUCUAUUUGGCAUAUAUUUGCAUUUAAAAUUUGCCCCUGAUAAAAUUGUUCAGGCCUCUUAGAUAUAUAUAUUUCCAAAGAUCAGGUAAUUUGUUUUACUAAAUCUUUUGAAAAAGCUAUGAUACUUCUUAGUUGUCUAAUCGGCAUAAAUUUCUGACAUUGCCACAAUUGGGUAUGUUUUGGUCGUGAAAUUAUUAGCAAGUAUCCAAUAAUUAGUUCAUCGAUUGAGAAAUUGAACGCAAAAUGUUUUGUUAACUUUGAAUAAUGGUUUUUACAUGUGAUUUCACGAUUUUGAUUAAUUUGUCUAAUCUUAGCCCCAAUAUCCUAAUUUUUUGCAAUAAUUAAAGCAAUGGAAAUGUUGCGUUUCCAGACCAGGUACUUAUUCAGGGCGACGUGACGUGACGUGACAAUUGAUUGACCACCCAGCCACAUCAUGUUGUUGAACCAAGACAAGUUUCCUCUCUAAAACUCACUCCCGUAAUUGCAGAUUGAGUAUGGGACUCAAAAUGUUUCACUGAAUAUUACCCGAUAUACUUUUUACCAAGGGGAGAGAGAGUACACUAGAAUAGGCAUUUCUCGUAAAUUUCAAAAAAGGAAAGGCAUCUUUCCUGGGGGGGAUACUUCCCAGGAAGUCCUAUGAAGGCACGACAGGGGGUACUCCUAUGAAGGCCCGACACGGGGGUCCAGUCGGUUUGAGAGUCUUACCAAAUGGCCCAUUUUUGAUAAUAAAUCAACUGUUCAGUUUAGCUUGCGAUUUAUUAUAGAUUAGGAACAAGAUUUUAUUUCCCCGGAAACAACAACAGUCAGUUGUGAAAAUAUUUGUCAAAAAAGGACAUAAUUUCGGUUUUUAUACUACCAUUUGAGGGUUACUGUCAAAAAAUACUACCAUUUGAGGGUAAUUUUUGAAACUUUUAACGUUGGCCCUCUUUGACCCUGACUGGACCACCUGUUAGGCCAUAAAAGGAGUAACCCCCGGGCAUCUUUCCAACGUACAGUUCCAGAUGUAAUGGAGAACGGACCAGAAAUUUUGGUAUUUGAACUCACCUAGAAUUGAAGUACUCUUGUUUCUUCAAUCACAUUAUUUACACCAUUUUAAACUUCCAAGUAUCAUUAAAUGGCAGUAGUUGUCCCCUAUAUUCUUGGUACGCCAUAAAAUAGUCUCCCGCCAAAACUGUCUCAGUUCGAGGCUAACAUUUCAUAAAUAUGUAUAAGCUUUUUGCCUGCAAAAGGUCCACAAAAAGAUCUUAGCGUCAAGCGUCAAUAACAUCUCAAGACUGUUAUGAAAUUCAGAUUUAGUCAAAAACAAAGGCGGAAGCCUGCAAAUAAAUGAAACUUCGCAAAAAUUAUGAUAGGGAAUGAUUUAUUCCAUUAAGCAAGGCUAUCAGUAUUACGUAACCAUAACACAACCUUUUAACUAAUAUGAAGUAUAAAUCAAUAUUAGAAUGCACAGCUUCUUUAACAUGACAUUACCAUGAUUGACCAAAUUAACUUUCAGUACCGAAAGAAAUGACACAAGAAGAUUACGCAGUUGGAAAUCUCCAUAUUUCUAUCGUCAGCCACAUUUUCUGAAAUAGAAAGGAAACCUGGAUCCGAAAAUUUAUUUUGUUAUACAACAUGAAUUCGCAGUUUUAUUACCUUUAUAAAUGCUUUAUAAUGGCAGCCACCUGCUAGCGGGCAUUUGACUACGUUUUGAAAAUCAUAAUUUAAAAUGUCCGGCUUAUAGUGUUGUAAUUAACGCGAGAAAACGAGAAUCUGGCCUAUAAUUAAGCUGUAGACGGAUUAAAUAUGUAAAUAAACGCAGCUAAACAACGCAAUACUGUCACUUAAAAUCAAUACGCGAUUUAGAAAAAAAUUAAAAAGAGGUUUAAUUGGCAAUGAAACAGAACAAGUAAUUCCUGGAAGAGGGAUUCGAGAGGGUGCUAUUCGGUUUCAUAUGCAUAGGAAGAAGUUAAUUUGUAGGAAAGUCUCUCUUAGAUAAGCAAAUAUUGGCUUAAACAAUAUUUAACAAAAAUUCAAUAAGUAUUCUUGCUCAUUUGAGCGUCGACCGCCCUUUUGCAAUGGUCUUAACAAAGAGCAGCUGCUUUUGGUAAGUUAUUGAAUAUUCAAGUUGUUUUUAGAGAUAACUUCUGACUUUUGAGAUAGCAAAUAACCUUCACUUGAUACCGAGAGGAGAAGAGACCAAGACAGGAAACUGAAAAAUAUUCAGGAGCGCUGAAAGAUAGCAGUGCUGUUUUGCAACUCUUUUGCAUUCUACAAUAGGCCAUUCUACAAAAGUGUUAGACAGUACAAUCACCCCGAAGAAAACUUUCAAGAAGGUGCCCCAGAGUGCAUUUCUUUCUUCCCGCAAUAUGCAUGUUAAGAGCAGCACCUUCUCUUUUAAAUCAAACUCUUUGUGUACUAUUUGAGGAAGUUAAAGCAGGUGAGAAAGUUAAAGCAAUAUGCCAUUUCCUGGGAAUGUAUGUGUAUCAAUCCGAUAUCAUAUUACAUCUCAAGCAAAGAGACAUACCUCAAGCUCAAGCUAGUUUCAAGUUAUCUGCAAUUGAACUGGUCCAAUUGUUUAAGCAAAAUGCCGUUUUCUUAUUUAAAUUGUCCUACGUCGGAUCAAGCAGUCGGGCAACAUCCUCAUGUUGUCAGUGCUUUAGACACAGGAACGAUGUUGGUGACAAUUUCCAUGAAUUCGUUCUUCAUAAUUGCACUCCUGAAGUUGCCCAUCCUACAAACGCAGACAAACAUGCUUCUUGGUGCUUUGUGUGUCUCAGAUCUCUUUGUUGGGCUUGUUUGCCAGCCAGUUUUUUUAACAUAUCUCUUCACUUUGGCAGCUGAGAAAAAUGUAUCCAAAACUUUGGAGUCUGCUUUAAGCUGUACAUUUUGGAUAUGCAUCGGUUCUUCAUGCGUUGCAAUAUCAUAUAUAACAUUAGAUCGCUAUACUGCCAUCUGCCACCCUUACCUCUACAGGAAAUAUGCAACAACCAAGAAUUACCUACUUUCGCUCUUUGCUGGUAUAGUAAUAGUGGCAGUGCUUCUCACACCAAGCUUAGUCACCCAAGACGAAACCAUAGCCGAUGGUGUGGAAUUCUUUUACACUACAAUAACUCUUUUAAUUGUAAUUCUCACUAACGUACGUGUAUACAAAGUCAUCAACAUGCACGCAAAUCGGGUAGUCAGAAUUGGGACGUUUGUCGGAGAAGGAAACGACUCAAUAAUCCAUGUUAGUAAAGAGCGAAAGAGAACCAAAUCAGUUGUGCUUCUGAUGGUCUUGUGGGUUGCAUGUAAAAUACCUUUUUAUGUCAAGGUGAUCUAUGGCUUACAAAGCAAAGAAUACAACUGUAACCGACAACAAAUAUUCUCAACCAUGGAUAUCUAUGCAAAAUUUUUCAAUUGCCUCUUAAGUUGUCUGGAUCCUUUUGCACUUAUCCUUUGUUGCAAGAAAAAGCGAAAAGUAUUCAAGCAACUUCUUUGCUUUGGAAAUCGAUGAUGGAAAAUUUGAACACCUUUGUCUUAAACAUACUGAAGGGCUUAGUCAGCAUUUCUACCGUUUAAAUUGCUUGUGACUUUGAAAAUAUUCGCUAAGAAAGACUUCUGUUUAUCAGGGACGGAUUUAGUGGGGAAUGUGUAGAGGGUGCGACACUCCCCAAUAUUUCUGUGUCUUUCAGUAAAUUUUGCUUCCAUUCGGUAAAAUCAUUUUUGGUAGUCAGUAGUAAUCAAAUAACGUCAAGGUUUUACCUUAUUUACGUUAUUUAUUUAACUUCCAUAUCCGAAAUUUGAAAAUGGGCGUUUCCAUCAUUUUCCAAUGAUCUGAAGAGUGUGGGACCAAAAUCCAAUUAUUAUCAAAAUCGAAAUCCACCCCCCCCCCAUUUUUGUCACUUAGAUCCGUCCCUGCUGUUUAUGAUCAACAGUUUGUCUACUAUCUAGCAUGCGUUAUCGAUUCUGGCAUAUGCCUCAUCCACAGAAGUAUAGAAAAAACAGUUGAUACAUAAGAAGUUUGAUUAAAAGCUCGGUUUGGUCUAGCUAAUUUUUAUAUUAAAUUCCACUGUAUAAUCCGAGUUCCAUGCUUGAACACUUAUCAAACAGACUUGAAAUAAUAUAUGAAUAAUGAGAUAUAAUGAAAUAUGCCAAUAGUACAUCUCUGUUUUAAUGACAUAUCAAUAUUCCAGAGAUGUCGUAACUUUUACCUAAUGGAUGAAAUUUUAACGAAUUCGUAGCACGUGAAGUAGGUUGCAAUAUAAAACGAGCUACACUGCGCCUUUGAUUGCACUUCAACCACUAGAAAAUUUACAAAAUAAACUUCACUUGUAAAAUUUCAGAUUGAAUUGGGAAUAUUGAGAUGUAGUGAUUUGCAAUGUUAAAAGCGUAGUGGUAAUGGCCCAGCCUAGGGUUUACAAGCCUUAAAAGCUCAGUUUAGUUCAGUUCAGUGUUAUAUUUAUUUCCAUUGUAUACAUACAAAUUGUCACAAAUGCACAUAUACACACUUACAAAUAAACUACAAAAGUAUGUGGAAGAGAAUGUGAAAGAACUUUUAUAACAUAAAUAUUACACGAAAUCAUAAACAAACAUAGAAUAGAGAAACAAGUUAGGAUUUUACACACGAAAUAACUCAAAAGAGGCAACACCCAGUAGUUAAAAACUAAUCGAGGAGAGAGCACCUCCUUAUAAAUGGAAAGCCUUUUGCUUAAUUUGUUAUGCCGAAAGUAUAACGAUUGCCUGCAAUCAACCAUAGAUACAAAGAAAUAAAAAUGUAGACUGUUUUAAAGAAAUCACCAUUGACUAUAUUCAAGCUGUAAAAGUGAGUAGUGUAAUUAUAGACAAAGAGAAAACUAAAGCUAGGAUUGCUCGUUGACUUUUUCUACAGUAAAAGGUUAAUAGGUUGUGCGAAUUGAAAUCGUGGACUGAAUGAAACCACAAAUUUGGAUAUUAGAUAAGAUAAGAUAGAUUUUGUAUUGUUGAACAAGAAAAGAGAUUGACACAUGACCAGGAAUAUCUUUCAAAGGUUUUUAAAAUUUCCAAGAGGUUAUGGAAAGAUUGGAACUUAUGCUUUGUUUAGAAGAACAUUGUUAAUUACUAUUUUUCUUUUUGUGUUCCACGUAAAAGGGUUUCGAAGACAUGUAAAUGCAAAUGUAUUUGAUACUGAAAAGUAGAUCAGGCCGUACUGAAUCACCAAUUAUAAUGGAUGAGGAAGAAAAGCCGAGUAAAUCAACACAUUAUUAAGUAGAUUCAUUUAUUAGUUGCAUGUUGCUAGGAAGCUAAGAAAGGGGUUCCACGGAUUACACGUUCUUUGUUAUUAGAUUUUAUUGAUUCAAUUAUCUUCUUGGUAUUAGUAUCGAUAAAUUCUGUAUUGCAGAUGCACUUACCUGAUAAAUGAAUCUCUUCAAUCAGGCCAAUAUUCUAUAAUGCUUGAGUAUGCUAAAGUCAUUGCUAUACACAAAGCAAAGUCAAAGAGUGAUGUUUCAAACUAUCGCCCAGUCUCACUUCUGCCUAUAUUCAGUAUAAUCUUUGAAAAACUUAUGCAUAAAAGACUGACAGGCUUUCUUGUUAAACAUGAUAUCAUCUUCGAACACCAAUUUGGUCUUCAAAAAUAUGCAUGCUGUACAUUUUUAUAUUUCGCAAAAACAUUUGAUACGGUAGACCAUAACAUCUUAUUGAAAAAGCUAGAUUAUUAUGGUAUAAGAGGUACCCCCCUUCUUUGGUUCAAUUCAUAUUUACCGGAGAGGACACAGAAAGUUUCCGUCAAUGGUGUAUUAUCCGAUUCUUGCUAUAUCAAAAGUGGAGUACCACAGGGUUGUGUUCUUGGACCGUUCCUGUUUCUGCUAUAUAUCAAUGAUAUGCCAUUUGCAUCUAGCCUUCUAAAAUUCCACUUAUUUGCAGAUGACACUAGUAUCGUUUACUAGCAUAAAAACUUGAAGCAUAGUAUCGUUUCCAUAUGGAAAACAUAAUUGAUAAUGAGUUAUAUAAAAUUUCUAAUUGGGUAACUGCUAAUAAAUUGACCUUGAAUACUGAUAAAUCAAAUUUUUAAAUUAUUUCCUCUCCUCAAAAAAAGCACUCUAAACAAGUUAAACAAUCAUUUAACAGUAAACUUAUUGUGCAAAAAGAUUUUAUCAAGUAUCUAGGAGAAAUCUUAGAUUUAAAUUUUAAUUGGAAAAAACAUAUCAAACAUACAUAUAUAACGAUAUCUAAAGGUAUUUGUAUUCUUUCAAAAAUGAGACAUUUUAUCCAAAUCCAAAUUUUGCGCAGCCUUUAGUUUGCUUUUGUUGCUCCUCAUGUCAAUUAUGCCCUGAUAAACUGGGGCUGCGCAGCUGCAACAGUUGCCAAAACGAUUCAGCGAAAUCUUAAUAAACUAUAAAAGAUAAUUAGCUUUGAGGACAACAAAACUAGCGCCAAACCAAUUUUCAAACAAUUAGAUAUUCUCAAUUUUGAAGACAGUUUCAAUCUUGAAUGUGCCAAACUUAUGUAUGAUGAUAAUAAUAAUAAUCACAACUCUAUAUUUAGUCAAUUUUUUUGAGCUAACAACAU